AUUUUUUUAGUUAAUGUUUUAUUUUUGUUUAUAAGAGAGAAGGAUACCCCUUUUCAAAGAGGGUGGAAAGCUCCUAAAAGUUUGUAACUUUCUAAAAAGUGAAUAAUUCCAGACUUUCCUUAUCUGCUCCGGCUGGACUUCCUUAUCCUGUUGGUGGGAAACCCACGUGACUUGCUUUCCAUUAGUCAUGGGUCCGAAACCUCUUUGGAGCCUCUAAUUGGCACUUGGGAGUCGGAGUGAAAUUGCUGGAGCUUCUCACACUGGUGGCUGCUGAGGUAGAAGAUUCUGGAAAAUCUCUCCCCUUGGGGACACAGGCUAAGCCUGAAGGAUUUCCAAGAUGACCAAGACUCCAGCCCCCAAGAAGAUGCAGAGUUCCCCCAACUCAGGGGCCCUCCGCGCCUUUAAUGCCUCAGAUCCCCCAGCACAGGUCCCAGAGAAGCCAGUGAAGAGCAUCCAGUAUAUGGAGAAGGAAAUAAUAAACCUCAAAAAAGACCUGAUGCGAAGCCGGUUCCUGAUCCGGUCUGUGAAGAUAGGUCGCGGGUACUUUGCCAUGCUGAGGGAGGAGAGUGCGCUGAAAAAGAGGCAACAGCAACUUCAGAAACUAAGAGAGGAAGAGGAACAUAAAUUCCAACCAGCCAAAAAGAUCUCAGAAAUCCAUUCCAGGGAUACUGUUUUGGCCACCUAUGACGAUGAGAAGAUGAAGAAGGCAGAGGGUGAACUCAUAUCCCGCCCAUUCACCCCCAAGUACAGCUGCCUCAUUUCACCUUUGCUACCUGAGUCCCACGUGGAACCCCUCUUCCGCCAGCUGUGCGCCCUCCACUGGCUUCUGGAGGCCCUGACUAUCGACCACACCCACCACACCAUGAAGCCCUUGAUCACCUGCUGGAACACAAAGGACCCAGGUGGAAGCAAGAGCACAAUAAAAAAAAUCACUAAGGACAAGUCCAUGGGACAGCGGUGGGAGCACUUCCUCUCGGCACCCAAGACCAAGAAAUUCAAAACUCCUACACAGCGUGCCACGAGUCGCAAACCAAGCCGGCGAGGCUCGGUACUCAGCCUGUCUCGGGCCAGUGCAGGGUCAUCUCCCCUGAGCAGCAUGAUCUCCAUGAACCCUGGCUCGGAUGAGCCCCCGAGCGUGACUGUCCAGGCAGCAGGCAACAAGGACAUCGAGGACACGGAGUCGUCUUCCACCAGGCCAGACGAGGAUCUCCACAUCAGUCUGCAGAAGCUCCUGGAGAUGGUUCGGGAGGAAGCCCGGAGGACGAUCAUGAUGGACAGCGAGGUGCAAAAAAAAGCACCCAGUAUCUCAUCAAUGUUGAAACAAACCAAGAGCGAUUCUGCCUAUAAAGACAUGCAGAUGACCCUCAAAUCCAGUGACAGGUCCAGCAGUACAAGUGGAGAAACCCACAGCCAACCAAUCCAGAAGAGGUCUAAAAGCCGCACCUACCAUGACCUCAUCCACUGCAAGACGAGUGUGUGUACCACCAUGAGGGCCAAGUUCUACAGCGUGGCCCAGGAGGCCGGCUUCUGUCUGCAGGACAAGAUGGAAAUCCUCAUGAAGCGCCAGGAAGAGAGAGGUCUCCAGAAGUUCCAUUCUUUUGUCCUCGUCUCAAAUUUUCAAAAGGACAUAGCAAAAAUGAGACAUAAAGUCUCCAUGGUAAAAGGAGAUGCGGAAGAAAUCGCAGACCACUGGUACUUUGAUCUUCUGUCCAAACUCCCUGAAGAUCUGAAGAAUUUCCGCCCCGCCAAAAAGAUCCUGGCAAAACUGCAGAAGUUCGGGGAAAACCUGGACCUGAGAAUCAGGCCCCACGUCCUCCUGAAAGUGCUACAGGAUCUGAGGACCUGGGAACUGUGCUCCCCAGACGUCGCCGUGGCUAUCGAGUUUGUGCGAGAACACAUUAUCCAUAUGCCUCAAGAGGAUUAUAUCAACUGGCUGCAGACGCGGAUCAACGUUCCCACCCGGCCCCAGACUGCCCGGACAUAGUCUGGGCCGGGUCGGCCAGCUGUCCUGGUGGAGGAGGGCUAGUGGACACUGUGCUCCUGCUUCCUGUGGAUACUCGUGAUAUAGCAGGACCACCUGGAGACUGACUUCUGGCAAAGUAGAAACUCCCCUCACCCUCCCACCCCAGUCCAACCUUCCAGUCUCUGCUCCUCACUGACCCAGCCUGACUCUACCACUCCCUUCCAGAUCCCUGCACUGUAUUCUCAAAUUCCACAUAAUAAAAUUGAGCUGAAUGUUUGA
This is a messenger RNA of Eptesicus fuscus (big brown bat), 2242 nucleotides long. It is a transcript of the gene CCDC60, whose product is annotated as coiled-coil domain containing 60. The coding region runs from base 338 to 1984 and encodes 548 amino acids. The record is from RefSeq and is a predicted model, not a curated record. NCBI's taxonomy places the organism in Eukaryota, Metazoa, Chordata, Mammalia, Chiroptera, Vespertilionidae. The transcript is spliced from 14 exons.